Durusdinium trenchii is the source of this 3180-nucleotide messenger RNA. The record is from the annotation of a GenBank genome assembly. Lineage: Eukaryota; Dinophyceae; Suessiales; Symbiodiniaceae.
AUGGAUAAGUCAGUCUUGGAGGUUUUUCACAAGUUUGACUCAGAUGGCUCCGGUGCUAUCAGCCGAGAUGAGCUUGGGGAGGUCCUGAAGUCUCUCCAAGAGGAGCCAUGGGAGGACGAUCAGAUUGACGCCUUGCUGACUGCGGCGGACGCCAGCGGCGAUGGCGAAUUGCAAGUGGAGGAGUUUGUGAAGUGGGUCUUCGCCACAGAUCAGGAGAUCUCUGAGACCGUCAAGGGCACCUAUACCAUCAAGGUCUCAGGCUGCUCGCGGGAGGAGUUCAACGGAGAUUACGUGCAACAAGAAGGAGAGUUUUACUACCGCAGGCCGAUCUUCUUUUGUGCCGAGCAGGAGAAAUACCUCUUCUACCACGGGAAGAGGGAACAGUGGCAGAUCUUUGGGAGGACAGGCAGCAAAGCCUCCUGUCGCUUAAAGACCACGCGUAGCGUCACAGUGCCGGGAGAAGGGAUGACAUGGGCCGUGUGGAAGGCCAAGAAGGAUAGCGGAAAGAAAACGUUUCUGCGAGAGCCUUCGAUGACAGUCGUGGCAGAUGUUGGGAAGAAGCCGAGCGCGGAGGAGCUACUGCGGAAGGCAGAGGAUUGCGUGAAAUUCGACGAGAUCUACUUCAAGAAGGUAGAUGGCCAAGUCUUAGGCGAUCGUGCAGUUUACCGCCAAAAGAAGGGAGAGGAUUGGGCCGAUAUGUACCUCUUCUAUGAGGGCCCUGAGACUCGUUGGAAGCGUGGCACGGAGCCCAAGAUCGGCGAGCCCUCCUUGAACGUCUCCAGGGUCACCGAUGUGCCCUCCCCAGAGCUCGCGAUUUGGAUGGACGAGAUGUUCGGCGGGCGCAUUGACGUCAUCGCUGUGGACACGGAUGGGUUGCCUAAUACUGUGCACAAAGGCUUGAAGCUGAAUCGCAGCAUUCCAGAGGGAUGGCACGACCCCGAGUUCGAACACAACAAAGCCUCCAUUGGAACCAAGGCCUCCAAGAAUAUGGGUUCUGCCGCAUGGCACCGAGCCUUGGCAUUGCAUCCUGCUCCCGUGCUCUUCGCCGAUGUGGCACCGUCAGAUGUUUGCCAAGGGCGAGUCGGCAACUGUUGGCUGGUCGCAGCGAUCUCUGCAGUCGCCGAGUUCCCCAAGUACCUCAAGGGCAGCGUCUUCAUCACCAAAAAGGUCUCCAAGGAGGGAAAGUAUAUCGUGAAACUCUAUGAUGGGCGAAAGUUCAGCUGGGUGGGCAUUGAAGUGGAUGAUUAUUUGCCUUGCACAUCCUGGGGUGGAGACACUCCAUCACUCCUCUUCGGGAAGAUUAGUGAAGGUAAGCUGUGCUGGCCGAUUCUUGAGAAGGCCUUUGCAAAGCUCUAUGGCAGCUACUCCCAGCUGAGUGGUGGUUACCAGUGGGUGGCCUGGCACCACUUGACAGGCUGCAAGGAAUUCUUCAUGUUCACGCACAAGUAUGGUGUGGCGGUAAGAUGGGUGGUGGCCACCAGCGCUGGCAUCCCCGUCUAUUCCGACAAGAGGCGAUCGAAAAAGCUGGGAGUGUUGGCGGAAGGAGCUCACUUUCACGAAGUGCAGAGGAUUGGAUCUUGGAUCCGCUAUAAGAAGGCCGAUGGUGAUGGACCGGACUCGGGGUGGCUUUCUUACUACAUGUCUGGUGUGAGAGUGGCGACGCGUGAUCCGGUGAGUGCCGUGAGCUUUUCGACCUUCAAAGGGACCAUCGACCCACGCUACGUGACUGAGUGCGUGGGUGGAGAUGAAGGAAGCCCAGGGAAAGGCCAAAGUUGCUGCGUGAGCUACAGUUGGUGCGAGUCCUCCAACGCAGAGCAGAUGUGGCAUCGGUUGAUGAACUAUGACAAAGGGAACUAUCUUAUGGCCUGCACAGCCACUUACUGCAAACAGGAGACCGAUUGUGGCAUGGUCCACAAACACGCCUACAGCUUGCUCCAUGCGGUGGAGAUUGGUGGCUUCAGGCUGGUGGCCUGUCGAAACCCUUGGGGCACCGACGCAGAGUGGAAUGGCCCCUGGAGCGACCGGAGUGCGGAGUGGCGGGCGCACAAGGACAUCGCCGAUGCCUUGAAGGUGGAUUUCCAGACGGAUGGCAUUUUCUGGAUGGAUUACGAGGAUUGGCAGUUCAUCUUCGGACAAGUCAGAGUCAUGAACUGCCAAAUGCCCUCUACACGUGGAGCCUUUAAGAACACCUUCGUGGACACUGACGAAGACGGAGACGGAGAUGAUACAGUCAUCAUUCAUGACGAGGAAGAUGAUGAAGACUACUACGGCCAGAUUGUUGGCUGCUGGGGACUUGGACCUUGGCACCAACCAACGAAGAUGGAGGAGGGUAUCCCCAUCAACCCAGGUCAAAGCAAGGUGACCUUCAAGAAUGUGCCUGCAUAUUUGAAUGGCUACACCUACUUUGGCCUGAAGGAGUAUGAGAGGCCAGACAACUGGAUGAUUGAAUAUUACCCUCCGGUGAAGAUCUACAUUUGGCUUAUGGUGGACAACACCAACUCCUUGGACUUGGUGAUGCUCCAACCCUCUCAAGGAUGGACUCAAGAGCCUGCGGAUGGCUUUCAAACCAGUGAUGGGUACGACUUGAUGGUCUUGAGCAAGGUCUUUCACGAGGGCAAGUACACCGGGCUUCGUUCCACCAGUAACUUCGUGGGUGGCGCGAUUGGUGCGCAACCGCCGCCCAAGCUGCCGAAGAGCCCUGACAGCGGGGACGAUGUGGUGGAGGCGGCUGUUGGAGAGCCGAUAAGCAUGGGCACCGUCACAGAGUGCACGGGGCUGGAUAUCGAAUGGAAUGCCGGCGAAUUGAUGACUGAAGGCACCUUAGUGAAUCCGGGCGACCGUGAUUACGUCUUCGAGAACGUCCCAGAAUUCCUGGCCGGUGGCUGCUACAUUGGCACUAGGACUUGGCCCCAGGCUGGUACCUGGACCAUCAAGUUCCAGGCUCCAGUCAAGCUGUAUGUGUGGAUCGAGCAAGGACAGUACAAUGCUGGAGUCGACGAUGCCUUGAGUGGAGAUGGUUGGAACAAGGAGGAACCGGGCGACUUUCAACGCCGUGGGAAGAAUGGCGUAAAUCCCUUGGGCUUGUGGAGCAGGUUUUUCCCUGAAGGCGAUUCCUACAGCAUCGAGACGACCAGCCUCAUGGUGGGCGGAGUCAUUUCCAAGGCCCCGGAAACCGACUGA